Molecule: messenger RNA, 765 nt
Organism: Symbiodinium sp. CCMP2456
Lineage: Eukaryota; Dinophyceae; Suessiales; Symbiodiniaceae
Source: the annotation of a GenBank genome assembly
AUGGGCUCUGGUGCGUCCGCUCCCACUGCCAGCCCUGAUGCCGCGGUUCUCCCCGCCCUUGCUGAACUCUCCGCGGAGGACAAGGCCCGUGUCUUGGAUGCCGCCAACGAGGCCAUCGCCGAAGCCAUGGCAAACAUCCAGAAAGAGAAGAAGUGGAAGGCUGCCUCCGAUGAGUUGAAGCCGAAGCUGUCCGCGAAGAAGCACGCAGGGGAGAAGACUUUGCUUUGGAUCAGCGAUGGCAUCCUCUCUUGGCCGGUGGCUGCUUCUGCUGCGAAGGAGGGAGUGAUGCAAAUGUGGUACGCCGCCAAGGAGCAGCACGAGCUCUGGGAUGACAUCGUGGCCGCCAUGAAGGCCGCAGAAGUUCCCGAAGGCUCCUUUACGCAUGUCGGCUGGAUGUUCCAUGGCUCCGAGAUGACGGGCGAGUACAAGGAGCAGAACCUGAAGUUCUUGGCAGCAUUGAAGCCAUACCUUGCAGAGGGGGCUCGUGUGGACAUUCUCGCAUGCGAGAUGGUCGCGGGACCCACCGGGCUGAAGAUCUUCAAAGAGUUGGAGAAGGAGUCGGGCAUCAACCUCGCGGCCUCCACCGACCUCACAGGGAACUCUGCUGCUGGUGGCAACUGGAUCCUCGAAACUGACGGUGUGGAUGUCAAGGAGCAAUAUUUCACCGAUGCCAUCAACGAGUUCUCGGAGACGCUUCUGGGAUUUGCUAUGCAUAGAAAGGCCGUGAAGGCGGCGCAGCGACGCAGAGGUGGUGGAUUUUUCUGA